ACACACACACACACACAACCUAUGAUUUUCACGUGUGUGGGUGUGUGGAGGAGGGAGGAGAGAGGGCAGGGUUUUGUUUGCCUAUGUUCAGUAAAGCCAGCCUUCAAACACUCUGAACUGAACUGGAUGAACGAAGAGACAUCAUGCUCUGCUUCUUUCUGCUGGUUUAUUAUUGGUCAAUUGCAACAUGCUCAGGGCUGCUAAGUCGCCAGAAAAGGGCUUGGAUAAUUGACUCCUUCACGAUCGAGGAGGGGCAUAAGGGGCCUUUCCCAUACGAGCUGGGCAAGAUACAUAUGGAGCAGAAAUAUCGAGUACACUUUGAACUCCAUGGGCAAGGAGUGGAUAAGUACCCAAAGGGUCUCCUCUCCAUUGAUAAAGAGUCUGGCAUGGUGUAUGUUCACAGGGCGGUGGACUAUGAGGACAUUACAAUACUUAAGCUGAGAUUUCAGGCCAUGAAGGACGUUUUAGUAGACACUAGCUUGGGAGUUGAGAUUUCCAUAAAGGACAUCAACGACAACCCGCCACGCUUUCUGAGGGAUCUGUAUGAAAUUAACCUUUCUGAGGGAGAUCCACAAGGCACUCAUGUCCUGACGGUGGUGGCCUUUGACAUAGACAAGCCAGGAACACUAAACUCAACGUUCCACUAUGAAAUCAAAUCUGUGUCUCCGGCUGUGACAGACACUGAGUUCUAUGUUAACGAAGUUGGAGCAGUCUCAUUCAAAGGAUGUUUAGAUCAUCAGGUGGCUGACAAGUUUACAGUGUUGGUGGAGGCCAUAGACCAUGGUGAAGUAGUCAGGCUGUCCAGUUCAACCACUGUCAUUGUGCAUGUGCAGGAUGGGAACAACAACCGGCCAACCAUUACAGGACAAACAGGAUCUGGCAAAGUAAAAGAAGGGAAGAUUGGGGUUUCUCCUCUGCGCCUGCAUGUGACAGAUAGAGACACCCCGAACAGCCCAGCAUGGAGGGCUAAAUACACCAUACACGGUGACAACGAGGGGUACUUCAAGAUAGAAACAGACCCAGACACCAAUGAUGGAAUCCUGACAGUAGUAAAACCUUUAGACUAUGAGGAGGGAGCGCAAAGGAAUCUGUCCAUCUCGGUGGAAAACGAGAUGCCAUAUUUCUCCUGUAAAGUGGAGCAAAGGACGUCCUCAGGCUUAUGGAAAGUUGACACAAGCACAGGAGAUGGUACUGCUGGAGAUCUGUCUCACUCUGUUUCAGUCCUCAUUGAAGUUGAGGACACCAACGACCCCCCGAUGUUCACCGUGACUGUCAAACAGGCCAUGCUGGAGGAGAACGCACCAAUUGGAACCUGGGUAGAGAAAAUGACUGCUGUCGACCAUGACUCCAGUCAUGCAAGAGAUUUUGUGUACAAGAUAGGAAGUGAUCCUGCUGGCUGGCUGACUGUGGAUCCCCACACAGGAGACAUCACAACAGUUAACACACCUGACAGAGAAUCUCCUCAUGUUGUUAACGGCACCUACACCAUCUUACUGAAUGCAGUGGAUAAUGGGGACCCACCUAUGACAGGCACAGCCACACUGAGCAUCCAUGUGACAGACAUGAACGACAACGUGCCUCAGCCCACUGUGGAAACUGUGGAUGUGUGUCUGUCUGACAACGUCACCACCACUGACAUCACAGCUUUUGACCCAGAUGGAAUUCCCUUUGGAGGGCCAUUCACAUUUGAACUGCUGGAGGAUGUCAAAGGAAAAUGGAAACUGAGUCCCUCAUAUGGUUACACAACUGGCCUGGUGAAGGAGCCCGGUGUGUAUGCUGGCCCAUACACAAUUGUUCUGAAGAUCUCUGAUUUGCAGGGGAAGUUUGGUGUUUACAACAUCAAUGUGACUGUGUGCGACUGUUCUGUGACGCCCAACUGCAGAAUCCGCCGAAACACUGCCACGAAAGCUGCCACUGGUGCUAUCGGCAUAGUGUUUGCCUCACUGUUUUUACUCCUGUUUCUGUUGCUGUUGGCAUUUACCAUGACUUCCAAAAAAGAGUUCACCACACUGCAGACCGAUGACUCCUUUGGAGAAACCCUCCUUGCAUCAAAUGUUGAGAGACCAGGAACAGACUGCAAGAUACCAGAAACUUCCCUGGCAGCGUCCACUGAUAAGAAGCACCAAGACUUAUCUGAUCGGCAAGAUGGAAUGCAACAUAGAUGGCUUUCAAAGGAUAUGGCGCAAAACUUCACCUACAAACACUUUGGAAGAAAUAUUACGGAAGAUCGCUCCUACCAAUUCAAUGAGUACCAGACAAACUGGUAUUCUCAAAGAGACAAUGACUACCACCACACUCAUGGCAUGAGCAAAAUGGAUUUCCGCCACACAAGGAACUUAAGCUAUGUGCCAGAUUCAGCUAUCCAGGCCCUGCUUCAUCGGAGGCUCUCCUCACUCCAGAAGACAGGGGAUGACCUACUGGACUAUCAGCCUCACAUCUAUGCAGAUGAAGGGGACUGUGGCACCCUCUCAGAGCUGGAACAGAUUACCAUCCGUGACAAUGAUGACGCUUUCCAGAAAGCACUGGAAGAUUUGGGCUCCAAGUUCAACGAACUGGCUUCCAUUUGCAGGCCACCACAUUUACAAAUCUGAACAAAUUCUAACUUUUGUUAGAGUAGGGAAAUCAGUUUGUUUUUGUUGUUGUUUUUUUUAAUUAAAAGGGUUGAUGGAUACUAAAAAAAAAAAAAACUAAAUCUUUGGAUUCUGCAUUAAUGGGUUCCCAUUUCAAUGACAGCAUCGUGAUGAGAGCCACUCUGUUAAUCAUGUUAUUUAAUAGCAACUGUUACAAAGUCCUCCACAGUUUUCAUUUUACAAGAAGGGGAAAAGAAAAGUACAGCUGUCCUCCAAAAACUUUGGAGAUGCAUAUGGACAGUCAAGUAGAUAAGAAUUUUAUACAUUUAGAAAAAGCAAAACGAAACUAAACAAACUAGGUUACCUGCCUGCUGGCCCCGUCAAGACAUUCCACAAUGCAUUUUACCAAACUACCAAUUAAUCAAUGCAUACAGCUGCUCAAUUAAAAGAAAUUGCUCUCCCAUUUAAUAUAAUAAAGCUGUAAUUCCUAAAUGUAUAUUUGGAAUAAAGGGGAAAAAAAAACAAAAAAACAAAA
Larimichthys crocea (large yellow croaker) is the source of this 3105-nucleotide messenger RNA. RefSeq names its product cadherin-like protein 26. Gene Ontology annotation, molecular function: beta-catenin binding; cadherin binding; calcium ion binding. Bases 144 to 2591 code for a protein of 815 amino acids. The record is from RefSeq and is a predicted model, not a curated record. Lineage: Eukaryota; Metazoa; Chordata; Actinopteri; Sciaenidae. Gene Ontology annotation, cellular component: adherens junction; plasma membrane; catenin complex. The transcript has 16 exons. Gene Ontology annotation, biological process: cell-cell junction assembly; homophilic cell-cell adhesion; cell morphogenesis.